CUUUGAACCUUAAAACUUGGCAAACGGCAAAAAAACGCAUAAAACGGAAACGAAAAAAAAUUAUAAAAAAUAAAAAAUUAAAAAAUCUUGAUGAAACGGAAACAAAUUAAAGUGUUACAAAGAUUUUCAAUUUAGCAAAAAUUUAAAAAGUGAAAAAAGUUUAAGAAAGUUGUUUAUUUCUGUGUUGAAGUGGGUGUUAAAAAAGUAUAUUUGUUAUUUCACCCAGUAAAUAUAUGAGUAUUUGUUAAAUUGUGUGGCCUCGUCUCAAGUAUAUUAUUCGAUUGUUUUCAAAAGUACUCAUUACAAAUGAAUGAAUACACCACAAAAAAAUAAGAAAAAAACAAAAAUCAUUUUGUAGAACUAUUUCAAGAGUUUACAUGUAAGAAACUUUUAAACAACAUUAAAAAUUUAAUCAUUUACAAGCAUAUUUAAAAUAAAAUAAGAAAAAAUUUAAAACAAAAAAGGAAGCGUGUCUUGUACAUCAGCAAUGCAGCAAUAUUUAACAGCAACAACAGCAACAACAAAAAUAUUUAAAAUAAGAACCCAUCAACUAUUUUAUUGCCAAUUAGUAAAAUACUUAUUGACACUGGUUCAACAAUAAAACAACGAAUAUUUAAAAAAAAAUUAAAUAAAAAGGAAAAUUAAAUAUAAAAUCAUUGUAAAACAAGUGGUUGUACGUGUUUACACGUUUGUUCAGGGCUGCUCUGGCCACGAGAGAGUACACACACUGACAAAUAUUGCAUUAUUAAACAGCAAUUGACGGCUGACAAUUAAAAGCUUGACAAUUGGAUUUCAGAAUUUUAUUUUUCCCUGAAAAUUGCCAUUAAUUGUAGUUUGCAUUUCUAGUGAAAGUGCCUGUCGUCCUGUAUUGUCCUGUCCGUUCUCUGUGCGAGUGUGUGUGUGCGUGUGUGACGAACAUUUUAUCACCAACGAAAUUCAUUUUAUACCGUCAAGUUGGAAGGAAAAAAACUUUUUACAGCAGUUAAUCAUUUUUUCACUGGUUCAACAUUUGCCAGGGAAAUUCGACAGCUAAUGACACGAACUACAUCCGUAAGUGUCGAUGACACUGCAGACGUAUUUACAAACGUUGACCAGAUAACUGGCAGUAACGAUGAAGCGCAGACAGAUAUAUCACAUGCCAUUGCGGCGGCAAACAAUGAACAAAGUACAUCGAUAGCGGCGUCACCCUCAGUAGAUGGUAUUUUGACAAAAACUCAUCCCCCAGCGCGACGGCGUUCACCCAGACAACGCAAAAAACCCCAUUUACAUGACAAUGGUGAAGAUGAGCGCACAAUAGCUGAUAUAACAACAAAAUCCAAUAAACGUCAUAAAGAUAGCAACUCUAGAACAGAAAUCAAUACUCAACGAAAUCGUCGACCAAGAAAUCAACGAAAACAGCGACAUACUUCAGAUCCAGAUACGGAUUCAUCAUGUGAUUUUACCACCACUAUUUCAGCACAACAACGUCAAAAUUAUUCAAAUGUCUUAACAAGUACUCGUGUCACGUGUGUCAGGGAUUUCGCCGAGGAAAUCGUUUAUGAGGACAAUGGCAAUGAAGAGAAAGACUACUCUAGUGAUCGUGAUACAAAACGAGAUGAUGGCGAAGAUGAAGACGAGGAAUACGAUGAAGAGGACUAUGAUGAUGAAGAAGAGGAGGAUGAUGAUGAAAAUGAGGAUGAUAUGGAAGAUGAAGACUAUUUUGGAGAGUCGGCUUUAAAAGAGCGUAAACGUAGUAAUACUUCAAGUACGGAGGGUGGUAGUUUACGAUUUACGCGUGAGAAACGUGUCAAACGCAAAUCGAAAAUACGUCAAUUCUCAACACAACGAACGUAUUCAAAUGAUUCGAAUGAGGGCGGUAGUGGCCGAAUCAUAUCAAAGGCACAAAUGAGAGAGUUCCGAGAAGCCUUCCGUUUAUUCGAUAAAGAUGGCGAUGGUUGUAUAACCAAAGAAGAACUGGGUACAGUAAUGCGAUCUUUAGGUCAAUUUGCUCGUGUUGAAGAACUACAAGAAAUGUUGCAGGAAAUCGAUGUUGAUGGCGAUGGCAAUGUUAGUUUCGAGGAAUUUGUUGACAUCUUGUCGAAUAUGGCAUACGAGGAUAAAUCGGGUCUUUCAUCUGCCGAUCAGGAAGAACGAGAAUUACGUGAUGCAUUUCGUGUAUUUGAUAAACAUAAUCGUGGUUAUAUUACCGCUUCAGAUUUAAGAGCCGUUCUACAGUGUUUGGGAGAAGAUCUUGAUGAGGAGGAGAUUGAGGAUAUGAUUAAAGAAGUGGAUGUCGAUGGCGAUGGUCGUAUAGAUUUCUAUGAAUUUGUACAUGCUUUGGGAGAGCCAGAGGAUUCACAGGAAAACGACGAAGAAGAAGAAAACACUACAUCACCAUUGCCAACACCCAAAUCCAAUGUUUCCAUAACGUACGAAUAAAUUUAAACAACAAGAAAAAAAAUCAAUUUUGCUCAAAACAAAAAAAAAACUUUUCUUUUUUUGCAUAAUAAUUGUAAUUUUCUAGGAACUAAUAACAUGAAUCAUAAUAAACAUUUUUAACUUUAAUAGAAAGAAAUUUAAUAGAAAAUCUAUAAAUCUUAAAGGAAAUUGAAAAACUAAUCAAAAACUCUUUUAAACUAAAUACAUACAUAUUAUUAUAUAUUAAAUUUUUUUAUUAUAAUAAUAAAAAUUACAAUUUAAAUGCUAAAUUUUUAAAAUAAACUUUUAGUUUGUAUAUUCUCAGCCGGGGAAAAAAUUCAUAAGGUUGGUUCAGGAGUUAAUAAAGAACAAGAAAGUAAAACAAAACAAACAACGAAAUUGGAAAAAAAUAAUUAAAAAAUAAAAUUUCAUUAAAUUUUUAUUUAAAAUUUUUCUUUUCAAUUUGACUUUGACUAUAAAAUAUAUUAUUUAGUUUAAAAAAAUUUAAUAAACAAUUAAAGAAUUUUAUAAAAAUUUAAAAUCUAAAAUCAGCUGAGAAUAUAUUACUCUCUAUAGACGUUAUUUAUUAAUAAUUUAUUUUAAUUUUAAAUUGAUUUUGAAAAAAAAACAAAAACAUAUCAAUUACUUUUAGACUUCUAACUGAGUAAAAUAAAUUUAAAUAAACGAAUAAAAUCAAAUUUAACAAAUAUUAUCUAAAUCAAAUUAUCUGCAGUUUUAUUUAAAAUUGAAUCAAAACUAAAUUAUAUUUUAUUAUUUUGUACAACUUAAACUUCUUUAAAUUAUAGUAACUAAUUACAAAAAUAAAAAAAAUAUUAUUAAAUACAUUAGUAAAUGUUUAACUACUAAUUAAAACAAUGAAUUGAAAU
Lucilia sericata (common green bottle fly) is the source of this 3284-nucleotide messenger RNA. Its product is annotated as MATH and LRR domain-containing protein PFE0570w. Bases 1033 to 2418 code for a protein of 461 amino acids. NCBI's taxonomy places the organism in Eukaryota, Metazoa, Arthropoda, Insecta, Diptera, Calliphoridae. The record is from RefSeq and is a predicted model, not a curated record. The transcript is spliced from 7 exons. Gene Ontology annotation, molecular function: calcium ion binding; enzyme regulator activity.